AUGGAGACUAUUUAUGAAAAACCUACAACAAUUUGUCGAGUUUGUUUAGGCGAUAAAGGAAAAAUGCAUUUUUUGUUCAACGACAAGCAACUUGCUGAGAUAUUAGUUUCUUGUACUCAAAUACAGGUUAUGGCGGACGACGGUUUGCCGGAACAGAUAUGUCACACAUGUUUUGCACAAUUGAAUAAAACACUUAAAUUCAUACAAAAAUGUCGCGAUAGCGACACCGUUUUACGACAAAAAACACUAUCUCCUAAUAAAGACAACAAAACACAUUUAAACACUAUAAAUUCCAUUACCAUCUCAAGUGUUUCCAGCUCAAACUCCACUGAAGAAAUCAUCUUGAAAACUGAUCCUGGUGUUGACAAGAGCAAACAGAGUGAGCAACACACCAAAAAAAAUUUAACAAAAUGUCAAACAAAUAAACACACAUGUCCUCAGUGCAAUAAAGAAUUAAAAACAUACUCUUCUCUUAAAUAUCACCUGCAGUUGCAUUCUGAUAAGAAUACUUAUUUGUGCAGCCAAUGUGGUGCCAGUUUCAAAACCAAAAACUCAUACGAUGGCCACAUGGCAACACAUGAAAGCGAAAAUCCUCAUGAAUGUGAUAUAUGUGGUAAACGAUACAGGCAGGCUGCUUCGUUGAGGAAUCAUAAAAUGACCCACACAGGUGAAAGACCUCACCUCUGUAUGAUAUGUGGAAAAGGCUGUAUACAAAAAAGUGACUUCAAAAAGCACAUGUUAACACACACAAAUGAAAAAUCAUACAUCUGUAAUAUUUGUGGCCAGGGUUAUCGGUUUUCUCAUAACUUAAAACUACAUUUAAGAUCACACUCUGGUGAAAAACCGUAUCCGUGCACAGUCUGCAAUAAAAGAUUUUCUGCUAAAGAUCAGUUAAAGCGCCACUCCUUAAUACACUCUGGAGAAAAGCCUUAUCAGUGUAACUUUUGUUCAAAAUCCUUUAAUCGUGCUAGCACUUUGGCAGUUCAUAAAAAAAUACACACAGGACAACGAGACCAUAUUUGUAAUGUAUGUGGGAAAGGUUUUAUACAAUCGCAUUGUUUAGCAGCACAUAUGAAUACUCAUAAGAAAGGCGAAUUGAACAAAAAAGAUCUGCCAUCAUCUGUGGAUAAAAUUAAUGUGGCUGAAACUAUUGUGAGACUUGUGUUAGAUAAUAAACAAAUUGAAGAUGUUAAAGCAUUAGUCGAUAUAAAUGAAAUAGUUAUAGAACCAGAUAUGCACAUAGCAAUAUGA
Molecule: messenger RNA, 1251 nt
Organism: Ctenocephalides felis (cat flea)
Lineage: Eukaryota; Metazoa; Arthropoda; Insecta; Siphonaptera; Pulicidae
Product: zinc finger protein OZF-like
Exons: 5
Coding region: 1-1251 (416 amino acids)
Biological process (GO): regulation of transcription by RNA polymerase II
Cellular component (GO): nucleus
Molecular function (GO): RNA polymerase II cis-regulatory region sequence-specific DNA binding; zinc ion binding; DNA-binding transcription factor activity
Source: RefSeq, a predicted model, not a curated record